Molecule: messenger RNA, 2454 nt
Organism: Clonostachys rhizophaga
Lineage: Eukaryota; Fungi; Ascomycota; Sordariomycetes; Hypocreales; Bionectriaceae
Source: the annotation of a GenBank genome assembly
AUGCGGACCAAUAGUCACGACCAGCCGCCGCCUACGAUCGCUCAGCGGCUUCGCGUCCCCGGCCGCCCCGACAGCCCGACGGUUGAGUCAACGCAAGCCCAGACCGGCGAGUCUUCAAAUACCGUUGAUGCUACUAGGGAUUGGAGGAAAGGGACAUCAUUCCUCAGCCGUCUGAGCAUGCGAACCCCAUGGGCCAAAGAUCAGGAUGGUUUCGAGUCCGAUUCGGAGCAUGGGGGUAGUCGCGACGAGGGCGCCAAUGCUCGAGCCUUCACCGCCGUCAGAGGCGCUGGAGGCGGUUACAUUCCUUUGCACAAAGCCCCCCCUCGAUAUAUCCGCGUCAGCCGCAAUAACAAGAAAGACCGCGAGUUCAACCACAUGUUCCUGGCGCAGGAGCUGCGCAUCACCGAUCCAAACGCUGAGGAGGAAUCGGGGACUGGGCGCACACCCAUGACAGCCAUGGGGAACAAGCUCAUGAAGGGCGGCGCAGCCAUUUGGGCCGCAGAAUUCAGCAUGGACGGCAAGUACCUUGCUGUUGCUGGGAAGGACAAGGUAGUGAGGGUGUACGCAGUCAUCUCCACGCCCGAGGAGCGCUUUGCGCAUGAGGAAGACGAGACGCAAGAGGGCGGUCGUGAGGAGCGAUUGAGCGCUCCUGUGUUCCGGAAGAAGCCAGUGAGGGAGUACUCUGGCCACACUGAACAGGUCCUGGCUCUGAGUUGGAGCAAGAAUGGCUUCUUAUUGUCUUCGUCCAUGGACAAGACUGUCAAGCUGUGGCAUACUAAGCGUGCCGACUGUCUCUGUACUUUUCAGCACAACGACCUGGUUACCUCAAUUGCGUUCCAUCCUACCGACGACCGAUUCUUCCUGGCUGGAUCCCUCGAUUCGCAACUACGCUUAUGGAACAUUCCUGACAAAGCUGUUCAGUUUUCUACGACGACGACAGAGUUCCAGACUGCUGUGGGUUUCAGCCCUGACGGCACGACAGCCAUCUGCGGUCUCUUGAAUGGCAUGUGCAUGUUCUUCAACACAGAAGGACUCACCCCCAUAAACCAGAUCCAUGUGCGCUCGUCAAGGGGCAAGAAUGCCAAGGGCAGCAAAAUUACGGGCAUUCGAACGGCCGAGGUUCUAGAAGGACCGGAGAAGGGCGAUGUCAAGGUUCUCAUUAGCUCCAAUGACUCUCGUGUUCGGAUCUACAGCCUAAAGACCAGGAUGCUCGAGUCCAAGUUCAGGGGUCACGUCUGCCAGGCUAGCCAGAUUAGCGCACGUUUCGGCGACGAUGCAAGAUAUGUCAUCUGUGGAAGCGAGGAUAAGAAGGCCUACAUCUGGGGCCCGACCACUUCGGACAUUGAGACUAGGAGCAAGCAGCCGUACGAAAGCUUCGAUGCCCAUCCGGAAGUCGUGACCGUUGCGCUCUUUGCCCCGACCAAGAGCAAGCAAUUGCUUAGCGCUUCGGGGGAUCCUGUCUUUGAUCUCUGCAACCCGCCCCCGGUCACUCUCAUGAGUCUAGAUGAGAGUCAGGUCGCAUUAUCGGAAAGUGAUAUGAGCGACAACCACCCCCAUCACCGUUCUGUGUCGAUGGCGAAGAAGCCUGAGGAGUCUCCUGCCUACAUCGAGCGAUCGAAACAUCCAGGUGGCAAUAUUGUCAUCACGGCUGAUAGAACAGGGACGAUCAAGGUGUUCAGACAGGACUGUGCCUACGUCAAACGGCAGAAUGCCUGGGAGACUGGCUCAAAGAUCUCGUCCAAGGUGGCGACCAACAUGGGCCGCAGUGCUAGCAUCAGGACGGGGACGAGCAGCAGGGCCCAGUCGAGGCGUGGCUCUCUUAGUUUGGGAUCCAACGCUCAUCCCCAGCCCGCAUCGGACAGGAUCAUCAGCUGGCGCCAGAACAUCGAUGGCGAUGGCAACAGAAGAGACAGUAGGAAUGCCACUCCUUCCAGAAGCGAACGAUCCCUCUCACCCCACAAGGGCAAGCGGUCUUCGAUCAUCACGUCUGGUGGGAGCAUAGACUCGCGGCACAAUCUUGGCUACAGCGCAUCUGUCUGGGCAAACGAGCCGGCCAGCCCGACGGGCAGCGCAACUACGAGUCGCGCCUCAGUCAGGCUAGGGAAGAACGACCAAGGAUCAGCCGGGAUUCCCACCCCGAGCUUCAAUUUCCUCAGUAUUGCUGACACGAAGGAGAAUCCCUCCCGUGAAGGCGGUUUCUGGAACCGGCUUAGAGGCAACAACACCAGUCCCGGCCCAUCCUCACCUAGUUCCCUCUCUCCAAACAACCAAAGGCCCGGUCGCCGCGAUAACUUUGCCCGCCGGAGCUUGGGUUUCAACAACGAUAUCCGGAAACAGCUGGCUGCCGGUGAGCUUAAGGAGAGCCGGAGAGUUUCAUCUGGUGCCAGGCAGCGCGACUCGGGUGUCGGGCGGAUUAGUGCGGAGUCGACAGACGAGGGCGGCAAGCCUAGCUAG